Messenger RNA from Naegleria gruberi, 354 nucleotides. RefSeq lists its product as uncharacterized. NCBI's taxonomy places the organism in Eukaryota, Heterolobosea, Eutetramitea, Acrasida, Naegleriidae. The transcript has a single exon. The record is from RefSeq and is a predicted model, not a curated record. The coding region runs from base 1 to 354 and encodes 117 amino acids.
AUGUGUCCAAUAGUUAAAGAAUGGAUCAACGAGGAUCAAAAAGAAAAUUCUAAAACUACAACAACCGAUGCCGAAACACCAAUGGAUUUAUCAUUUCUUCCUCAUUUAGAUACAAUGAUCAAGUAUGAAAUUAUUGAAUUUAUUCCAACCUAUGCAAAAUGGAAAUCUAUCAGAGAGGUUGAUGCACAUUACGAACGGCACGGAAUGCCAAAAGUCACUAAUAGAGUUAAUGAGUUAAGACCUGAUCAACCAAUUAUUACUAUUCAACACUUGAUACAGAUCUUGUUGAUGAAUAUGAUAUUCUUAAAGGUAAAUACAAUUUUGAAACAAAAGAAGAAUCAAUCAACUAUGUAA